CUAACAGGGAUGUCUCACACCGGAGGAGUCAACUCGGCAGCACAUGAGGACCGGGAGUCCAGUGGAUGUUACCUGAAAAUGAAGCGUCCGUCCCUUCAUAUGGUGGAUGGAGUCCCAUUUGCCUCGACCUUCCUUGAAGCGACUGGAAAGAUUCGAAACUUCCAGGCCAAGCCAGACGAUGUGCUGAUUGUCUCCUACCCCAAAGCAGGUACAAUGUGGAUGAUUGAAAUCGUGGAUUGCGUUCGCAGAGGAGGAGUCACCAAAGAAAUUCAAACGGUGCCCAACCUAAGACGAGCUCCAUUUCUGGAGAUUGCAGCUUCAGAACUUUUACCCUCGGGUGUGGACCUCCUGGAAGCCAUGCCAUCACCUCGACUGGUGAAAAGUCAUCUGCCAGUGAAGGUGCUGCCCCGCUCCUUUUGGGACAACAACUGCAAGAUUGUCUACGUUGCCAGGAAUGCCAAGGACGUCCUCGUUUCCUACUAUUUUUUUCAUAAAAGUCGUGUUGCAGCUCCAGAUCCAGGAACCUGGGAAGAAUUUUUUGAGAACUACCUGUCUGGAAACGUGGCUUUUGGCUCCUGGUUUGAUCAUGUGACCACCUGGUGGGACAUCAGGGAAGAACACCCCAUCCUAUUUGUGUUUUACGAGGAUAUUAUACAGGACCCCGUGCGGGAGGUGCAGAGGGUGGCCCGUUUCCUGGGUAAGACACUGGAGAAAGAUGUCAUCAGUGAGAUAGUGGAGCACACUUCCUUUAAUAAGAUGAAGGACAACCCCAUGACUAACCACUCCGCGAUGCCACCUUCUAUGAUGAACCUGCAGAUCUCGAGAUUCAUGAGGAAAGGAAAAGUCGGCGACUGGAAGAACCACCUGACUGUGGCCCAGAAUGAGAGGUUUGAGGAGGAGUACAAACGGCGCAUGGCUAAGACCUCACUGCGCCUCAGAGACGAACUCUGAACCUUGAGGUGGGAGCAGAAGAGGUCAGCAGAGGGUCCGGACUGGACUGUAGCUGUGGGUUCAACCCCUCGGUCCCUCUAUUGUAAUCGAAUGCUAGAAAUAAAGUGAUUCGGAUUCUAAAUGGGAGUUGCAGGGCACAAUGUGAGAGGCAGCGGGCAACACUGCACAGUCCAGGCCCGCUAACCGACCAAACAUUUGAAUUUCAAGUCAAUUCAGCGCAAUUUAUUCUUAUUUGAUGAUCUUCACAAAGACGGACGCAGAGUCCCUGGGCGGAAAAUAACAAAUUUAUAAAAGGAGAGAAAUAACGCCUGGCAAUGAAAGAUAAAUACACAAAAAUAAUGCAAAUGAAACAAUCAUCAAGUGUCAGUGAUACUCACAAUGCUGAGGGGUGAUCAUCCACUCAUUUCUGGGGGUCUCAGAAUUGUGCUACAAGCUACUAUGAAUUGUUGGCUAUGGCAGCAGGGUCCUGAUUUUGUUAAACAAUGGAGGGGGAUAAUAAAGACAAUGGGGGGGGCUUAUUAAACUUGUGCAUUAUGAAAUGCGACUUGCAGCAGGAGGAAGACGAGGGUGCUUGUGUUUAGCUGUGCUCACAUCCUUCUAUUGUGGGGUAUUUGCGGUAAAGCCAAUCAUAAAGAUGCCACGGGUCAUCUGAUUGCUGCCAACCAAUCAUCACGUUUCACCGUUGUAACAGAUGUGAGUCAUUGUAAGUCUUUGUAAGUCUUGAAUUGCUUUGUUCUGUUAAACUGUCACAUUCCCUUUGGCACAAGUAAAAGACCUGAUUGUCCUGA
This is a messenger RNA of Polypterus senegalus (gray bichir), 1739 nucleotides long. RefSeq names its product sulfotransferase 1C2-like. The transcript is spliced from 7 exons. Gene Ontology annotation, molecular function: sulfotransferase activity. Bases 10 to 951 code for a protein of 313 amino acids. Gene Ontology annotation, biological process: sulfation. Lineage: Eukaryota; Metazoa; Chordata; Cladistia; Polypteriformes; Polypteridae. The record is from RefSeq and is a predicted model, not a curated record. Gene Ontology annotation, cellular component: cytoplasm.